GGGUCGUGGGGAGGGGAGUCUGGGGCGUCCCGGGAGCCCAGGCCUGUCUUUGUUGGCCUCCUCGGCCCUGGUGUCCGCCACACCGGCUGCGUGUUCUUGAAGGGAAUAGAAGGAAGGAGAGAGCCGAGCCACAGAAUAGUGCGUUUUGUGCUGUGGGUAGCGCCGCUGGCUCUGUCGGCAUCGGACAGCUCCUCCGAGGACUGGACGCCGGGCCGCGAGGAGCCCCUGCGGCGGGGCCCGGAAGGGCAAGGGCGUGCGCCUGUCGCCCGUGGGUUACGGGGGCCGGCCCGACCCUGCCGGUCACCGGGCGCUGGGGAGUGGGGCCCAGCCUGCAGACAGGAGGCUUCGUCUUGGGAACGAGAAGUCAGUGUAAUGCCACAGUUAGUUUGCUAAGACAGGGUCAGAGGUUCUACUCGAAACCGUGGAGUAACGCUCAUCAGACCGGUAAGGUGCGUCUGUCAGUUUUAGGUCCGCGCUUUGAUGAGGGAGCAGCCUGCAGUCCAGGCAGCGUCGUCUUCACACCAGGAGGUGGUGCUUGAUCUUUGGUACCCGUGACUGUGAGUAACUCUGGAAAGGAGUACUCCACCUGCUAGUGACUCUCGGACAAGGCCGCAGGAGGGGAGGCAGGCAGUUUCCACAAACCGCGGUGUCUUCCGUCAGACUUGUUAUUACGGACUCCUGUGGUACAGUGUUCGAAAAACAGGACCACUUCAUUUUGACUCUUGAGUCAUGAAACAUACAUUGUCAAGAAUUUUAAGUGAAAAACUUCUUUAAUGGUUUAAAAGAUAUUAGAAAUGGCUACUCCCCAGUCAGUUUUCAUCUUUGCAAUCUGCAUUUUAAUGAUAACAGAAUUAAUUCUGGCCUCAAAAAGCUAUUAUGAUAUCUUAGGUGUGCCAAAAUCAGCAUCAGAGCGCCAAAUCAAGAAGGCCUUUCACAAGUUGGCCAUGAAGUACCACCCUGACAAAAAUAAGAGCCCUGAUGCUGAAGCAAAAUUCAGAGAGAUUGCAGAAGCAUAUGAAACACUUUCAGAUGCUAAUAGGCGAAAAGAGUAUGAUACACUUGGACAUAGUGCUUUUACUAAUGGUAAAGGACAAAGAGGUAGUGGAAGUCCUUUUGAGCAAUCGUUUAACUUCAAUUUUGAUGACUUAUUUAAAGACUUUGGUUUUUUUGGUGAAAACCAAAACACUCGGUCCAAGAAGCAUUUUGAAAAUCAUUUCCAGACACGCCAGGAUGGUUCCAGUAGACAAAGGCAUCAUUUCCAGGAGUUUUCUUUUGGAGGUGGACUGUUUGAUGACAUGUUUGAAGAUAUGGAGAAAAUGUUUUCCUUUAGUGGUUUUGACACGACCAAUCAGCACACAGUACAGACUGAAAAUAGAUUCCAUGGAUCUAGCAAGCACUGCAGGACUGUCACUCAACGAAGAGGAAAUAUGGUUACUACAUACACUGACUGUUCAGGACAGUAGUUCGUUUUUGCUCUGUUCUCAUUAAACGCAACUAGUUCACUCUUCCUCAGUAUCUUUGAUGCAAAACAAUUUUCUGUGAACUAUUUUGACAAGUGCAUGAUUUCACUUUAAACAACUUGACAUAGCUAUUAAAUAUAUUUAAGUUGUUUUUGACAAAUUCAGCAAUAUUCAACUAGUAGGCAAAAUGCUAAAUUAUUAAUUUCUCUGAUUAGGAAAGGUUCUUUAAGAAAAGAUAUAAUUCCACCUAGUCCUUUUUCUCUAUCUGCCCUUGAGCUCACUAAUGUGGCCAGUUUUAUUACCAAGAAUAGAUUGCGUUUGCCUGAUAUAUAUUUAAAGAUUAAACUUUAAAAAGUUAUUGUAGACUUAAAUUGUGUGAACUUGAAUGAUUUUUGCAGUGAAACCUUUACUAAUGUAAAAUUGCAUGCUCUGUGGCAGCUGUGACUUGGGUUGCUAAAUGUACAUGAAACUGUGUAAUUGAGUUAUUCAGCAAAGGAGAACAGUAUCUUGGUUAAUUGCCACUGAAAGCUUUAGAAAUGGAUGGUUUGAUACUUAACACAGAACCAUACUUUUCUACAGUAAAAUUGGGGUAAAAAAUGAUUUUAUUGCUUAUAGUCUUUUGGGCUGGAAAAAAGUUGAAAACUUAUGAAAUAUUGCCAAGAGAUUGUUACGUGUUUGGUCCCCGCCUAAAAAUAAUUUUAUAGUGUUGAAAUCAUAGCUACUUAUACAUCUUUCAUAUUUCUUUCUUAGUUGUUGGCACUCUAGGUUUUACUAUGGUUUUUGUGUGUGUGUAGUUCCUCUUUGUACUCAUCUUUAUCUAGAGAUUGACUAAUACCUCAUUCUGUUUGUAAAACCAGCCAGUAAUUUCUGUGCAACCUUAUUAUGUGCAAUAUUUUUAAAUCCUAAGAAAUGUGUGCUUUUCUUUUCAGAUAGACUUAAUUUUCUUUAGUUCUGCACUUUUCCACAUUAUACUCCGUAUGAGUAUUAAUCCUAUGGAUACAUAUUAAAACUAGUAAAUGUCUCAUACAACAUAGUAUGUGAGUGAGAGGAAUAUAAAUAUUUACAACCUGAUGUUCUUUGUUGUCAUUUUAUUAUUAAAAGUUUAUUAAGCAGCUCUGGAGGCAUGGAGGAUAUAUAAGCAUUGGGGCUAUGCUGAUCAAAGGCUGUAUUCCUGGAAUUACUUUUGACUAACCUGAAAAUCCUGAUAGGAUCUUGUUUGAGUGCCAUUUGGUAAUUUCUAUUGCCUUCAUAUCAUCCUCCUCCUCUCACAAAUUUUGGUAGCUUGAAGAUUUUGUUAAUUAUGAUUUUAUUGUAUUUGCUUGCUAGGAGUAAGUUGUUCAUGCCACCAGUUCUUUCCCUUUUUAGGCCAGGUUGGGAAAAAGCAGAGACUUUGCGUAAAGCUGUAUUUGUUAUUCAUCUUUAAUUUGAAAACUAUUAAGAAAAUGAAUUUAUUGUAUUUACGUACCCUACUUAUGUCCUAGAAGUUAUACCUACUAGUUAGUUUUGUUUGAUAAUAAUGAAAUAGCCAUAUCUUGAAUUUUGGUCUGAGGAUUAUCUAUAGCAUAUUAAACAACAAAUAAGGCCAAAGAAAAAAGUCUCAUUUUCAAAUGAA
Molecule: messenger RNA, 3072 nt
Organism: Lemur catta (Ring-tailed lemur)
Lineage: Eukaryota; Metazoa; Chordata; Mammalia; Primates; Lemuridae
Gene: DNAJB9
Product: DnaJ heat shock protein family (Hsp40) member B9
Exons: 3
Coding region: 795-1463 (222 amino acids)
Cellular component (GO): endoplasmic reticulum
Molecular function (GO): misfolded protein binding; protein-folding chaperone binding
Source: RefSeq, a predicted model, not a curated record